This is a messenger RNA of Symbiodinium necroappetens, 1671 nucleotides long. Lineage: Eukaryota; Dinophyceae; Suessiales; Symbiodiniaceae. The record is from the annotation of a GenBank genome assembly.
AUGAAGGACCGGGCCUUGCUUGUCGCUGCAGAUCAGAAAGGAUCCAAGUCACUUGAACGACUUAUUCACCGAGCAGGCCAAGAGGCUUUCGACGCUUUGAUGACUGAUCUGCUAGCAGGUCUGACGGAGUUGGCAUCGAAUCAGUAUGGAUCUCACGUACUGGAGUCCGCUUUUGUUGCUUGGGCAGAGCGCUUGGGAAGCCCGACAGCUCCUCCUGUGGAUCCCAUGGUCGCCAUGUGCAUGAAGCUGGAGGAGGAGAGACAGUGGGCUGGACUGGUUACAGAUCCCUGUAGUGCUCAUGUGGUUCGUGCACUGCUUUUGGCAACGGGUGGUUUCGUGAACUCCAAGGAGGGGAAGACCGGGAGAGGGCAGGAGGCUGCACGAGCUGGGCUGCUGCCGGCCACACGGAAGGAGGUGCCUGAGGCCAUCGCAGAUUGCCGCCGCCGAGUGGGCGCAAGCCUCAUCAAACUCCUCCGACACGGAGAUGUCUCAGCCUUGAAUGCCCAUGCCAGUCCCGUCCUGCAGCUCCUCUUGCGCAUUUUGCGGGACUGUGGAGACCACUCCCUGCUGACAGAAGCGUGCGCUGCCGUCGUCGCAGAGGCUGCGAAUGUGUCGGUGUCCAAAUGUGAAGAGCUGGUGGGAUCUGCGGCAGGUUCGCGGGUGUUGGAGGCUGUACUCGAAGCUGCAGGUGCCCAGCUCUAUGGUGAGCUCUUCACACGAUAUUUUCGCUCCCGGAUCUCCGACCUCGCCAUGGGCGUCCAGUCGUCUUUCGGACCUUUUCUGGUUCAAAAACUUGCAGAUGGCUUGCGUGCGGCACCGCAACUGCAGCUGGCUUUAUCAGAACUGGAUUUUGAAAGCUGCUUGGGGCCGCAGUCAGGCCCAUCGCAGCAUGUUGUUGUCUUGAAGUUCUUGGAGGCAGCACUGCGGCUACGAGCAGGUCUGAAACAAGCUACCAGUUGCGUCUUUCGUGCACUAGGAUUGCAGGCCUCGGCACAGUACCAUCAAGCCUGGCCACGCUUGCUAUCUCUGGGUGCCGUGGAUACUGUGGACAGCUUGUACAAAGAGGGCGCGGAAACACAGAAAGUGCAGAGGCUGCCGGCAGGAGGACCCUUGAUACUGGCCGUUCUGCUGCGCUUUCCUCCAGAAACCGUUGCCCCCAUUACAUCAGGACUGAGCAAGAUGCUCAACGGCAGCCUUGCGGCUCUUGCUCUGGAGCCGCGCAUCGCACGCGUCCUAGAGACAGCGCUGGCUCCGUCGUCUGCGCUUGGCACUGGCCGCCUGAAACUGGCCAAGGCCUUCAAGGGAAGCUUAAAAACUUUGGGUCCACACCCCGUGGGUGGCUGGGUUUGUGCAGCCUUGUGGAGAGCCAGCUUGGGGGACACGCCUCUGAGAACUGCGUUUGCCGAAGAACUCUUGACAGUGGAGGAUAGGCUCAGGAAGGAGAACUUUGCAGUUUGGAAAGUUUGCGGUCUCCACCAAGUGAAACAGCGAACAGAGCAAUGGACUCAACAGCAAAGAAAGGCCGGCAAGAUUCAUGCGCUCUUCGAGGACAUAUUGGAUGGAAGUUCAGAAGCUGCAAAAGCUGCGGCUACAACGAAGGCCCGAGCGCAGGAGGAUGACAAAAUUGCAAAGGCACAGGAAGAUCCCUUUGUACAGAUGCUUCUCAGCUGA